AAGGCCAUUAAAUUGGGCUUUUGGUUUAGUAAUGUGGCUUAAAUGAAAGUGAGACUGAAUCAUGCAGCUUCACGAGUGUGUGUGUAAUCCAGGUGCAUCCUGACUUUCCUCCUCCUCAGGUUUCUUCUGUCUUCUCCUUCAUCUCAUUCUUCUCGGAGAGCCAAUCAGAGCUCGCGUACCUGCAGGAAGUUUGACCGGUUAUUCUCCUCCCUCAGAAAACAUCAUCCCUCCCUCACUAGUGACCUCCCGCUUUCGCUCAUCUCAACCUGAUGAGCUGCAUGGAAGCAGAAGUCACAGGAUUGUUCUCCAGCCAUGCAGUUCCAGCCCUCGCACGCUCCUCUUUACGCGCCGACGCCCGCGCCGCCCGCUCACCCGACGCCCUUCUACAUCGAGGACAUUCUGGGCAGAAACGCGUCCGCGCCUGGCCCGGUGGCGCCCACGCCGACCCUGCCGUCUCCAAACUCGUCGUUCACCAGCCUGAUCCCAUCUUACCGGACCCCGAUCUACGAGCCCACGCCGAUCCACCCGGUUCUGACCCAGCAGGCGCUCGCUUACGCGUCCAUCUACCCGUUCCAGCGAGACUUUACGCACGCGCUGAUCCGCCACGACCCGCUGGGUAAACCUCUGCUGUGGACGCCGUUCAUCCAGCGUCCUAUGCACAAGAGGAAAGGCGGACAGGUUCGCUUCUCCAACGACCAGACCAUCGAGCUGGAGAAGAAGUUCGAGACCCAGAAGUAUCUGUCUCCUCCCGAGAGAAAGAGACUCGCCAAGAUGCUGCAGCUCAGCGAGAGACAGGUGAAAACCUGGUUCCAGAACCGUCGGGCGAAAUGGAGGCGAUUGAAACAGGAGAAUCCUCCGAGCGGUAAGAGAGAUGUGGAGGACUCGGGCGAGCAGAGAAACUCGGACAGAUCGAGUCCAGGCGAGUCUGAGGAUUCAGAUCAAGAGCUGGACAUCGAGGAGGACCCACACUUCUCCAUCAGCCCUCAGCUAUGAGUCCAUCUCAGCACUGUACAUACUGUAUCAUACUGUACAUUUAGUAGCACAAUUAACUUAAUGGAUGUGUAGAUUUCGAUCCAAACCUGUAUCUGGUGUCUGGUGGAAAAUAUUUUGUGUUAGUCAAUAAAUAUUUUGGGGAUAAGGUAUCUGUUUAAUUUGCCUUUUUAAUGCAUAAUUAUGCAAAAUUCAUAUUUCUAAAAGAUGAAGGUUACAUGAGAACCUUAAAUGGUUUCAAAGUGCAUGAUUUGAGCUGUUAGCUGCUUACACAUAUUUUCAAAACUUCACACACAAAUCCAAGAAUUGCACACAAAAUGCAAAAAGCCUCACAUCUCUUGCAAAACGAAGCACUGCGUUCAAAAUAUCUCAAAUCUCAAAAGCAAGCAUUUGCAAACAGCUUUGCCAUAAUAUUAAUUCCUGUUAGAUUUGUGUGUGUUACAUAGAGAACUGUGUGUUGUGUUUUGCUGAGAAUUAGUGUCUGGUUUUGUAGAUUUGGUGUGUGCUUCUGCUGUUUGAGUGUCAGCUUUCAGAAACUGUGUGACACGUGAAGAUGCAGUGUGUAAGCAGAUGAAAACAGCUGUAAUAUGGCAGAUGUUGUUUCCUUUAAUCUGAUGUAAUGACGAAUGAGCAUUUAGAGCAUUUAGAUUAGAUUUAUCAGUGUUAUUAGUCCUUUAUCUGUUGAUUCACAAUCCUCUCAUCAUAGCAGAUGAUCUGUUAGUCAUUAAAAUCAAUCAUCACCUCCUGAAUGAAACAACAGCACAGUUUGAGAUCUGGAGCUCGGCGAUCUGCUUUUUCGGUUUCUGCUUCAGCUUAUCGCUUCCAACAAGACAAACAUGCAGGCCUGAGUUUGUGCUAAUGCUGUAGUUAAUGAUUGGACAGUGAGAGGAUCCUGGGUGAUGAAUCACAGCGUUCUGUGCAUCUGAGAGAGUUCAACAGCCCUGCAGCGGUGAGAGUUUGCUCCAAAACCAACACCAUGAGCAUCGAUUCAGCCUGAAUUGAGAAAUGCUUCACAAAUCGUGAUCCUGAACAAAACAGCAUGUGAACUGCACUUCUGACCGCAGGCCCAAACACAUCAGAAACCUGUCCUGAGCAUGUCUUUACCUCUGAAGAAUGAAGAACCUUUGAAGCUUUUGAAUGCACAAAAGGUUCUUUAGAGUUUUGAAAUGUUCUGCACACUAAUGGUUCUUUUAAGAAUUGAGGUUCUUUGAGGAAACAGAAACACUUCUUCUAUGGCUUUGCUGCAAAACAUGCUUUUGCAAUCUU
This is a messenger RNA of Sinocyclocheilus anshuiensis, 2256 nucleotides long. RefSeq names its product hematopoietically-expressed homeobox protein hhex-like. The transcript is spliced from 4 exons. The record is from RefSeq and is a predicted model, not a curated record. NCBI's taxonomy places the organism in Eukaryota, Metazoa, Chordata, Actinopteri, Cypriniformes, Cyprinidae. Gene Ontology annotation, molecular function: RNA polymerase II cis-regulatory region sequence-specific DNA binding; DNA-binding transcription factor activity, RNA polymerase II-specific. Gene Ontology annotation, biological process: regulation of transcription by RNA polymerase II; cell differentiation. The coding region runs from base 313 to 993 and encodes 226 amino acids.